GGUGUGGAGGAAGCAUUUUGUACAUCAUCCAAGGUGAUGACAGUCUCAGUUCACAAACAUUCACCGGGAUUCUUCCCAUGAUCUGGGGGGUUAGAUGACACAGGAGCGGGUAAAGGGAAGGGAUAUACUGUUAACAUUCCACUACUGGACAGUAUGAGAGAUGAAGAGUUUGUUCCAUUGGUCUGCAGAGUCCUACACAAGGUCCAUGAGGUGUUUGUAACCCAGGCCGUGGUGUGUCAGUGUGGGGCUGAUGGUCUCAGUGGUGACCCUAUGGACUCCUUUAAUCUCACUCACACGGCGUACGGCCGAUGUCUACAGUUCCUUCUACAGUGGAAGCUGCCUACACUUGUAUUAGGAGGAGGUGGUUACCACAAUGCUAACACAGCCAGAUGUUGGGCCCAUCUAACUGCUGUCAUUUGUGGACGGAAAAUUCCUCCAGAAAUCCCAGAUCACAAGUACUUUAUGGCGUAUGGUCCGGAUUAUGAGCUACCUAUCUUCUAUGGAAACAGAAAGAAUAUGAACACGAAAGGUUCUCUACAGAAAAUAUACAACACUGUUAUAGAAAAUCUAAAACAACUUAGAGGCUCCUGAUAUUGGUGGAGAAACAAUUCAUUUAUGUGAUUCAGGAAAACAAUGGCAUAGCAUAUUGUUAAAAUCAUUUCUGUUUGAUAGAAACUAGCUUUAAUGUGAUAUAUAAUGUGAUCAUAAGAAACAUUUAUGUCAGAUUUUUAUUGUAUAAUGUCAACAGUUUACAAAAGAAACAGAUCUGUGAACUGGGAAUAUGUUCAUCCAUGUUAACAAUGUUGUUUAUAUCGUACAUUAAAUGUAAUGUUAUAUUUUGCAUUGUCUUUUACCAGAUGAUUUCAGACAAUAAGUUCCA
Saccostrea cuccullata (small rock oyster) is the source of this 880-nucleotide messenger RNA. Its product is annotated as histone deacetylase 8-like. Bases 154 to 591 code for a protein of 145 amino acids. The transcript has 6 exons. Lineage: Eukaryota; Metazoa; Mollusca; Bivalvia; Ostreida; Ostreidae. The record is from RefSeq and is a predicted model, not a curated record.